AUGCAACGUGGGCGACGAAUAGCUCAACUGAUCGAAGCCAUGGACAGUCAACCACCACCCGAGACUAUUGACACCUAUUCUUGGUACAAUCCGGAGAUGAUGUUGGUGGCAGACGACCUAAAACAACUUUAUUACCCCUUGUCCAUUGAUGCAGAGACGUACGAGUUUCUCAAUACCUCAAUUAGUACUAGUCAGAGCUUCUGCUUACAGGUAAAGCAACGUCUUUUGUAUUUCAUUGAGUUUUUAGGUAUUUUACGGACUUUGCUCCAUCUUCCUGCAGACGGUAGCUACAAAAACGACGAUAAAUGGUAUUCUCGACCGCGGAAAGAUGUUCGUUUUUUCUUCUGAGCAACUGGGAGCCUUUCUUGGUGCUAAUGCCAAUUGGAAUAGAGAGGAUAAAGCGGUAUGAACUAAUCUGGACCUUAUUUUAGGUAUUCCAGAAAGCUAUCAUGAUCAUGGUAUAAUUUUCAGGUUUUAGAUCUCGGUGCAGGCGAUGGCCACGUCACUCAAAAGUUCUCACCGUACUUCAAAAAGAUUUACGUCACGGAAGCAAGCAGUGUAAGCCGCUGAUCGCUUCUUUUCAUCUCACAUUGAACUCGAAAUCAGCUAAUUCUAAUUGUUCAGAUUAUGGAAUAUCGACUGAAACAAAAAGGUUUUGAAUUGUUGCCUAAGGAUGACUGGACGUCCAAAGGACCAUUUAAUUUGAUCUCGGCACUCAAUUUACUGGACAGAUUUUUCGAUCCAGCCAAGUUAUUGAGAGACAUUCUUUCUGUGGCUCAACGCGAUAACUGUUUGGUGAUAAUGGCAAUAGUGCUUCCAAUCAGACAAUACGUCGAAUUCCAUCCGGAUGGCACCAGGAAAACUCAAGCCGGUGGGUGUAACUAGGACUCCCUUAUGUUAUACUAGAUGGCCUUGAAAUGACAAGGUUUCGUUUUUCAGAUACCGUGAUAAAUGUGACGGGGAGACACUACGAAGAGCAUUUAAACACGUUGAUAACCAACGUCCUUAGGCCAAAUGGAUUUGAGCUCGUUAGAUGGGCCAAAGUUCCUUAUCUAUGCGAAGGAGAUUCGAAAAGAGUAAGCGCACUUUUCUAUUACUAUUAUUUGUUUUUUUGGCUUACUACAAGCUCAACGACGCUUUGCUCCUGCUAAAGCCUAUUGAAAACUUCACUCCGCCACCAACUUCACAAUCUUCCGCCGAUUCUCAUGUUAUUCAUGAACUCUAAGUCAAGAAUGCUUCUGUUUCAAUCUCUUUCGGACGAAAAGUGCACAUAUCAAAGUUUCAACGUCAUCUCGUCAUUUCACAAUAAUAAAUUAUUCAUGAUGUUUAAUAAAUAAUGUUUAUUAAACAUGCUGUUGUAGAUCCUUCUUCUUGGUUAA
This is a messenger RNA of Bursaphelenchus xylophilus (pine wood nematode), 1379 nucleotides long. The record is from the annotation of a GenBank genome assembly. Lineage: Eukaryota; Metazoa; Nematoda; Chromadorea; Rhabditida; Aphelenchoididae.